Molecule: messenger RNA, 5649 nt
Organism: Notolabrus celidotus (New Zealand spotty)
Lineage: Eukaryota; Metazoa; Chordata; Actinopteri; Labriformes; Labridae
Gene: desi2
Product: desumoylating isopeptidase 2
Exons: 5
Coding region: 691-1323 (210 amino acids)
Biological process (GO): protein deubiquitination
Molecular function (GO): deubiquitinase activity
Source: RefSeq, a predicted model, not a curated record
CGACACAUGUCAUGGUAGAACUACUCUUCCCAUCAUGCUCAGUGUACCCAGGAUGAUAAAUGGAGUGUUGAUUCAUCGUUCCGCUCGACUCGCCCACACAAGCCAUCCAAUUCUCUCCCAGUGGUCGCAUCCUGCCUGCCUGCCUGCUUUAGUGCUACCGUUAGCUAACCAAUAGGGGAGUAGCAAGUCAUUCUUACUGACCAAAACCUGUUAUUUUCCUCUCGGUAGUAUGUGUUUUUUUAGAAUAUGUUUUUAGAAAAAUGAAUUUGCAUUUUUCUCGCGCCAAUGCUACUUCUGUGACGCACAGUUUCCUCUUGAAAGUCUGAUUUUUCUCUCCGACCUCGGUAGCUGUUCGGGUUUAGCAGUCAGGUCGUUUUGACAAGCGAGAGGCUCAUCUGUCCUCCGCUGCUGCUGCUGCUGCUCUGACUGGGGGGGGGGGGAGGAUUUGGACAAAGCCAGUCAGAUGUUGGACUGUAAUCAUAUCCUCGAAACUCUUCUACACCCUGUUUUUGACUUAAAUGAUCAAGCUGAUCAUUAAUCGUGAAAGAACCCGGAAUAAGGGGAGGAGCGAGGUCUAUUUUUGGAGGGUGAGAGUUUGGAUCUCGCACUGAAGGAAGGAAAGGGAGAAGGGGGUGCGCGGAGGAGGAAGACCCGCAGAGAAGAAGGGACCUUUAGGGAGAGAAAAUCCUGAUGCCAGUGAUGGCAAACGAGCCGAUCAUCCUGAACGUUUAUGAUAUGUACUGGAUCAAUGAGUUUACCAGCUCUCUAGGCAUUGGUGUCUUCCACUCAGGGAUUGAGAUCUAUGGCAGAGAGUUUGCCUAUGGAGGACAUCCAUACCCAUUCUCAGGGAUCUUUGAGAUCACACCAGGUGAAGCAACUGAACUUGGCGAGACCUUUAAGUUCAAAGAAGCCAUUGUGUUGGGCAGUACAGACUUCACAGAGGAAGAUGUGGAGCGGAUCGUGGAGGAGAUGGGGAAGGAGUACAAAGGAAACGCCUACCACCUCAUGCACAAAAACUGCAACCACUUCUCCUCAGCACUGUCAGAGAUCCUGUGCGGCAGGGAGAUCCCUCGCUGGGUAAACCGCCUGGCCUACUUCAGCUCCUGUGUGCCCUUCCUGCAGAGCUGCCUGCCCAAAGAGUGGCUGACCCCUGCUGCCUUACAGUCCAGCGUCAGCCAGGAGCUGCACGGAGCAGGAGAGCUGGAGGAGGCCGAGGACGCCGCCGCCACUGCCUCCCUGGCAUCCAUGUCACCCUGCUCGCCUUCGUCCUCCUCGAGCCCCACGUCCUUCCCCCGUCACUCCAGACACCAGCCUCGCCGGUAGAAGCUGCUAGGGGCUGCUGGAAAACGUAGGGGCUGGAAUUGUGAUCACAGAGAGACUGUAAGGUAGCAGAAAACUUGCAAGAAGGAAGCGUCUCAAUUUGCCAGAAGUCCUGUUUAAGUGUCUUCGAGCAAGGCACUGAACUGCUGCCGGUUCCUGGUUCAUCUGUAAGACCCCUCAGAGAUGAAGAGGGACUUUUCCUACUGACAGAAACGGGACCAUCUCGCAGUGAACAUGGCUGCUGGAUUCUGAUAUCACACCUAAAAUCAAGACUAGUUCCCCACAAAUCACUUUCAUUAUCUUACCAGGCAGACCACAGUGUUGAAAGGAAGCAAGGAUGGUUGUCUGCUCUCUACUCUUUUUAUAAUCUAGGAAAUCUACCAGCCACAUGCAGAUUUUACUGGCAGCUAGUUGAUGGAUGGUGCUAACAUUUCUGUUUGAGUCAGUCUGUAAACAUGACUCCAAGCCAAGGGAGUGAACUUUAAUUUGGCGGAGGAAUCCUGUAUGUGUCCAAAACCUACCAACUACAGUGUAUCAUAUAGUGUUCAGCUCAUGAUUAAAGGUGGAAAUAUUUAUGUUUUAAAAAAUAUGGUUAUUGAUUUGGACUUUUUAGUUUAGUGUUUGUCCUUUCUCUUAUAAAAUGCAAGCUAGUUAAACCUCUCCAGGCUUCUAAGUUUAUCAUGAAAACCCUGACUGGGUCUCUUAAAUGUAGCAAUCUUCUGAUAGUAACCUUUAUUACAUCGCUAAUGCAGCUAUACUGCACAAACCAAUGCAACAGACACAGAAAAAUGCCCCUGUUUUUCUGUUGUGAAGUUAAAAUGCCUUAUGGGGUAUUUCCAGUAUGAGGUCAUUGCAGAGAAUGUAGUGGGCAAAAAAACACUACUGCAUUGAUCUGUCCUAUCAGUAAUGGUAGCCCUAGUUUAUAUUAAUUGCAGUUUGAAAUCAUCACUAGCCAAGUGCUGGUUUUAUUUCACAUGUGGCUGGUAAUGUUUCUUCUCCAGCCUACUGUAUGUGGUUAGCUGGUGAGAUACUGAAAGCAGCAGGUGGAGUCUGGACUCUAUAGACGUUGCCUCGUAAUGCUGUGUGUGCAUCACAGGAACUCAGCCUUUUGACUCUUUCUCUUUUUUCUCUCACAGCAGACUGGACAUCCUUAAAGACUACUAUCAGCCUCACUUUCGCCAAACUUGAUGUAAAAAAAAAAAAAAAAAACAGACCCAGCACCAGUUUCUUAAAUGUGUGCAAAGCAUUUGACACCCUGUGGAUAGGUUGGUUUCUGUUCAUGUUUGUCUUUUGAGUCUUUUUCUUUGUCCUCUUUUUAUGUCUGUUGUGUUUCAGCAGUUUUAUCUGUAAAAACAAUCCUACCUGCAUCAGCCCCAACUGUAUUAGUUAUGGCACAGAAGCAGAUAUUUCCAAGCUAAUAACACAUUUAGUUACAUUUUUCAACAUUUAGAUAAUGUGGCAAGCUGUGACUUUUGGAGGAUAAUGUGACAACAUUUUGUUUCCAGAAAACUGUCUGUUUAAAUCCGGAGCAAAAGAGGAUGUUUUUUUUUUCUCUGUAGCAACUGCCAUUGUGCCUUUGAGCAAGAUACAUUAAGAACCAGUGUGUAAGAUCAAGAGAAGUCUAUAGGCAGAAGUACAGUCUUUGAAAUCACAUUUCAUUUAUUUAUCAUUAUCUGGAAAUUUCAUGUUGCGCUCAUGAAGAGAGGGCGGGGAGGGGGUCUCACACACAGAGAUAUGCACAGCACAGCCUUUCAUGGACAAACCCUUGUUCCAGAGAGGGCCUUCAACAAAGCGUAAAUACUGAACCCUCCAGGAAGUUAAUGACGUCAGACUCAGACUCACUUCAAAGUCUGUGAGUGUGUGAGAGUGUAGACUUUUGGAUUGGGCCUUUUAAGAGUCCAUCAGUUGGCUGUGGCUUUCAGCCUCUCACUAAAUCUUACAAACUGCUUUUUAAACCUAGAAGUGCUCCAAGACUGUAGCUGUACUGGACUGCUCCUAGUUUUCAGUGUGCUUGUCUUUGUUACUAUAGUUGAGUAGUCCUGGUGAAGAUCAGAUAGUUGAAGUUCAUGAUUCAGCCCAUAUUGGUCUGUACGAUACGUGAGAAGAUUUAACAUUUAAUGCAAAGGACGGGACUGGAGGAGCAUCUUUAACUGACCUGUCACCAUGAGCAAGCAUCCUCAUGGUCACUUUCCUUACAUUGGUGUCAAUUCAGAGAUCAGAAGUGUUUCAUUUUAAGAGCUCACACACUGUUUUUUAUCAAUCUUGAAUCACUCAACCAUCAUCUACUACCAUGACAAGUCCUUGUAUCAUCUUAAAUCUGCUGAGGAUGGUUUUUACACUUUUCAAGACAAAGCUGCUUUUCCUCUAUGAUGAGCACCUCACUGAAACUCUUUACAUGCUGUCAACAACAACAGAUAUACUGCAGAGUGUGUGACAUCCCAAAAGAGAGCCAUGGAUGGUUUGAAACAAUCGUUUUUACCUGUUUAGCUUGUAGCCUCAGAUCAGACUACAGGCAGGAAAACUGUCAGUCAUGGUGAACACGGUCUUUUGUUUGAUCUUUUUACCCUUCAAAGUGUUUCUCUGUUACAUGGACUCUGGCCUUUUUGUCUGUUUUAUGUUGGAUAAACUCAGGACCCUUAAAGGCUUUGUAAAAUAAUCCUUUUACCUUUUUUUACCCCACAUUUCAUUUGUGUUUCUGUUACUUUUUCUAAUGCAGUAGUCACUCCACAGAGCUUUUUUCAACAGCACACUGUGGCAGUGCACUUUUAUACUUCACUCUUUGAUAUAAAAAAGAGCUUUUGUUUACAACCUGGAUGUUUGUAUGUGAGCCUGUGCUGCUCUUUAUGUUUUUUUUCCUGAUUGUGCAUGAAUGUGUGAGUGUCUGCACACACUCGUAUUAUAAAUGGUUUCAACAACCUGCCAACUGGGCCAACUUGCCUGACAUCAAACACACACUCACACUCACACACACAAGAAGAACACUUUUAUCAGAUGUAGCAGCAUUUCAUAGGUUUUCGUGGGGACAAACAAUUGCUGCCUCUCCGGGAUAUAGGGUUUUCAUAAGACCAAGUAAACUUUCUGUCCUCAGGCUACAUUUCGAUAUUUUCAGUAACAAUAUUCGGGCACUCCGGUAGAAAAAAAAAAGAUCUCAACUUCUGAUUAAAUUUUCUUUCACAACUUUAUUUCCUACUAGAUGAACACAACAGAUGCAGCGUCACAGCAUGACGCACGACAGCAACGAUGACAUUUCUUGUGAAACCAGCACGUUUAUGUAAUUUAGAGUGACAGGUUUCAAGUGGGAGUAUUAUGGACUUAAUUUUAUCUUACACUUGUGUUUCAGAAAGUUUGAAUAAGAGUCAUAUUUAUUUUGAAUGCACUGCUACAAACUGACACUCACAUACUGCUCUUAUUGGCGCCCUCUGCUGGCUAUUAAUUGAACUGUUACCUGUCUAUCACUGAGGUUUCCCUUCUACAGAAAACCUAAGAAGACAUGCAUCCACUCCUUUUUUUCUUCUUCCCUUUGUUUUGCCAUGAUGAAGAAAUCUCAUCUCAUCAUUUUGAAAUCUCAACUAAAUGAUCACAAUGCUAAAGCACAUAACACAUAUGGCACUGUAGGCAGUAUGGCUUGUCAUGGUCUUGCCAAUCAGAGUGAUUAACUAUUGUUUAUUUGUCAUAGAUUCCUGGCAAAUGAUCAAGAGAAAACAAACUUUGUUAUUUUUGGAUAAUCUGUUGUGAUAGAAAAAUGAGUCACAUUUUGAAUUGACUCGUUAUCACAGCAUAAUGAAGUUAAUAAAUAUAUGGAUGCAUGUCUGCUUAGGGCUUCCACAGCCUCCGCUUUCUUCACAUCAAAUACUGUCCUACUGUUGUAAGGUUAUUUGUGUUUAUUCUCAAGCAAACCACAAGAUCAUCAAACAUUAGUUAUCCCACAGAUUUGGAUUUUACAAUAAAUGCCUCUUGAAGGUUACUUUACGUUCAUCUCAACAACAAAAAACACCAUCCAUCACCAUAACUAAGGCCAAAGAUAGCUAGAACUCCACCAACCUGCACUCUUGUUUUUAGUUGCCAUUAAAUUAUCUUCACUUUUUGGAAUGUCUCAUGUUUAAUCCUGUUAUUCCUCUGUUAAAUAUGUUCUUUUUAUAGUCAAAAAUGUACUUUGUUUUCAAGACAUUUGAUCCUCUUGUGUGAGCUGUAAGCGUUGAUGGGGAAAUCUCAGUCAUCAUACACCAGAAAAACUGACCACAUCUGUUUUACAUACAACUUCCACAGAGCCUUCAGAGGAGUGGAGCCAAUUUGUACCCUGUUAUAAAGUUAAUAAAGAAAAGUAUACAA